AGCGCCCCUGCUCAUCCUUGUCCCUCCCCGGAGUAAGCGUGCUCGCUGACCGCCCUCUCGCGCCUCACGCCUUCUCUUGCCUGCUGUCCUCGGUUGCCGCUCUCGUGCACAUUCGCAUUGCCAUUUCUCUCGCCGUUCUGCUAUCUCGACCGAGCCCACCAUGAGUGCCCCAAGCAAGCGUCGCAUCGAGACUGAUGUCAUGAGACUGCUGAUGUCCGACUAUGAGGUGAACCUCGUGAACGACAGCAUGCAGGAGUUCUAUGUUCGCUUCUACGGGCCUGCAGAAACUCCUUUUGCGGGCGGCGUCUGGAAGAUCCAUGUCGAGCUCCCAGAUCAGUACCCGUUCAAGUCGCCCAGUAUUGGCUUCAUGAACAAGAUAUUUCACCCUAAUAUUGACGAACUGAGUGGCUCCGUGUGUCUCGACGUGAUCAACCAGACAUGGUCUCCCAUGUUCGACAUGAUCAACAUCUUCGAGGUGUUUCUUCCCCAGCUCCUCCGGUACCCAAACCCGAACGAUCCCUUGAACGGUGAGGCUGCCGCGCUGCUCAUGCGUCAUCCAAAGGAGUAUGACGCGAAGGUGAAGGAGUAUGUGUCACGUUUCGCUACCAAGGAGGCAGCAGACGCCGCCGCGGGCAAGGAUGAAGACGAGGAUGAGGAUGCGGAGAUGAGCGACAUCGGCAGUAUCAGCGAAGAUGAUGCAUGAUCCGUUCCG
Molecule: messenger RNA, 712 nt
Organism: Rhodofomes roseus
Lineage: Eukaryota; Fungi; Basidiomycota; Agaricomycetes; Polyporales; Fomitopsidaceae
Product: ubiquitin-conjugating enzyme/RWD-like protein
Exons: 7
Coding region: 161-703 (180 amino acids)
Biological process (GO): protein polyubiquitination; ubiquitin-dependent protein catabolic process
Cellular component (GO): nucleus
Molecular function (GO): ubiquitin conjugating enzyme activity
Source: RefSeq, a predicted model, not a curated record